Anneissia japonica is the source of this 1281-nucleotide messenger RNA. RefSeq lists its product as uncharacterized. Bases 1 to 1281 code for a protein of 426 amino acids. The transcript has 4 exons. Lineage: Eukaryota; Metazoa; Echinodermata; Crinoidea; Comatulida; Comatulidae. The record is from RefSeq and is a predicted model, not a curated record.
AUGACGCCAAAAUCGACCUCUUGUCCUUUGGACCCCAUACCCUCUUGGCUUCUGAAAGAAUGCAUCGAUGAACUCCUUCCAACCAUCUGUGACAUCAUCAAUAAAUCACUCUCAUCUGGUAUAGUUCCGAACACCUUCAAAGAAGCACGUUUAAUGCCACUUAUAAAGAAAUCAUCUCUAGACCAGGAGAGCUUAAAGAAAUAUCGUCCGAUUUCCAACUUAUCCUUUAUCCGAAAGGUUCUCGAGAGAUGUGUUGCUGAUCAACUGACAGACCAUCUCGUGUCAAAUAACCUGCACAAAGAUCUUAUACCUUUACAUGAGUUUUCCGAAGAUCUUGCUUGCCGAUUCUCUGAAUUCUUUCGCAACAAGGCUCUCAAGGUUAAGAUUGAACUUGACAACGACUCAGAUAGUGCUAAUUAUAUGCAGGAGGAACGUGCUGACCUUCUGAAAGAAUGCAUCGAUGAACUCCUUCCAACCAUCUGUGACAUCAUCAAUAAAUCACUCUUAUCUGGUAUAGUUCCGAACACCUUCAAAGAAGCACGUUCAAUGCCACUUAUAAAGAAAUCUUCUCUAGACCCAGAGAGUUUAAAGAACUAUCGUCCGUUUUCCAACUUAUCCUUUAUCCAAAAGGUUCUCGAGAGAUCUGUUGCCGAUCAACUGAAAGACCAUCUCGUGUCAAAUAACCUGCACAAUAUUAUUGAUGCCCAUGAUGGAAUUGAGUUGAUGGUAUAUGCCGACGACACGCAACUCUAUAUGGUUUUCAACCCGUCUAACACAUCUUGCACAAUUACACAACUUGAAUCCUGUAUACAAGAUGUCAAGAAAUGGAUGGUCAUUAAUAAACUGAAACUGAACGUUAAUAAAACUGGAAUUCUUCACAUAAGAUCCAGGUUCUUGCGUCGCACUACGAAAAUGGAUCACAUUCAAGUCGGAUCAGAUCUUGUUCAUACAGUUUCAUCAGCACGCAAUCUCGGUAUUACAAUAGACGACAAGCUCAGUAUGUCAUCUCAUAUUAACAGUAUCUGUAAGGCUGCUAACUUUGCCCUCAGAAAAAUAGGUCAAGUGCGCAAGUACCUCGACAGAGCAUCCGCCGAAAAGCUCAUUCACGCAUUUGUCAGCACUCGCCUCGACUCCUGCAACAGCCUUUUAUACGGUUUACCUGACUGCGAGAUUGCCAAACUGCAGCAAGUUCAAAAUACCGCAGCAAGGAUCGUCACUCUGACAAAAAAGCGACACAGCAUAACACCGGUGUUAAGACCUUCAUUGGCUGCCUGUGUGUAA